GGGUGCUUAGAACAAAGAGGAAGUGAAUGGAAGGGGAAGCAGCCAGAGAGGAGGCAGUGCCUGCACAGGCAAAGCCUGCAGACAGUGGCUGGAGCCAGGAUGGACAAGAAGAAAGGGCACCCAGAGAUGCUGAUACCUCUCCAGACAGCAGUGGAGGUCCCUGACUGGCCUUGUUCCACUUCACCUCAUGAUCCACACAACGGACUUAGCAUGGUACUGGGGAUGCUGGCUGUACUGGGAUUCAGCUCUGUGACUCUCAUCUUGUUCCUGUGGCAAGGGCCUACUUCUUUCACCAGUCAUCACAUGCUCCCUGAGGAAGUGCCCUCCUGGUCCUGGGAGACCCCGAAAGGAGCCACUGAGCAGCAGAGUAACUCCUGUCAGCUCAUCCUUGUGGAAAGUGUCCCAGAGGACUUGCCAUUUGCAGCUGGCAGCCCCACUGCCCAGCCCCUGGCCCAGGCUUGGCUGCAGCUUCUUGACACUGCUCAGGAGAGCGUCCACAUCGCCUCAUACUACUGGUCCCUCACUGGACUGGACAUUGGAGUCAAUGACUCGUCUUCUCGGCAGGGAGAGGCCCUUCUACAGAAGCUACAACAGCUCCUUCUCAGGAACGUCUCUGUGGUGGUGGCCACCCACAGCCCAACAUUAGCCAAGACAUCCACUGAUCUCCAGGUCUUGGCUGCCCACGGUGCCCAGAUACGACAGAUUCCCAUGAAACAACUUACUGGGGGUGUCCUACACUCCAAAUUCUGGGUUGUGGAUGGGCAGCACGUUUACGUGGGCAGCGCCAACAUGGACUGGCGGUCCCUGGCUCAGGUGAAAGAGCUUGGUGUUCUCAUCUACAACUGCAGCCACCUGGCUCAAGACCUUGAGAAAACAUUCCAGACCUACUGGGUGCUAGGGACUCCCCGAGCUGUUCUCCCUAAAACCUGGCCUCGGAACUUCUCAUCCCACAUCAACCGCUUCCAUCCCUUGCGGGGUCUCUUUGAUGGGGUUCCUACCACAGCCUACUUCUCGGCCUCCCCGCCCUCCCUCUGUCCCCAUGGCCGUACCCGGGAUCUGGACGCAGUGUUGGGAGUGAUGGAGGGUGCUCGCCAGUUCAUCUAUGUCUCGGUGAUGGAGUACUUCCCUACCACGCGCUUCACUCACCCUGCCAGGUACUGGCCCGUGCUGGACAACGCACUUCGGGCAGCGGCCUUCAAUAAGGGCGUACAUGUGCGCUUACUGGUCAGCUGCUGGUUCAACACAGACCCCACCAUGUUUGCUUAUCUGAGGUCCCUGCAGGCUUUCAGUAACCCCUCGGCUGGCAUCUCCGUGGAUGUGAAAGUCUUCAUUGUGCCUGUGGGAAAUCACUCCAACAUCCCAUUCAGCCGCGUGAACCACAGCAAGUUCAUGGUCACAGACAAGAUGGCCUACAUAGGCACCUCUAACUGGUCAGAAGACUACUUCAGCAGCACCGCUGGUGUGGGCCUGAUUGUCAGCCAGAAGACCCCUAGUGCCCAGCCAGGCGCGACCGCCGUGCAGGAACAGCUGAGGCAGCUCUUUGAACGGGACUGGAGUUCCCACUAUGCUAUGGGCCUGGACAGACAAGUCCCGAGCCAGGACUGCGCCUGGUAGGGCUGAGGGUUGAUCCCUUUGACUCUGGCCUACAGCUCUAGGUGGACACUGAUACCCACCAGGCUUCCAUCUACCCAAGCUCAGAAACUGAGAAAGCAAAAGACCAUCAUCACCACUGGGGGCCUGAGACUGUCAUCUGACAAACAGCUUCCGGCAGAGUUCUUGAUGAAGCCUCUGGCUUUUAAAUGAAGAGGAGGCUAAGGCAGAGGAAGGCACACAGCGACAUGGAAAGAAAACAACUACAUAUAAGUGACCCAGAACCCGGUUGUUCCUCCCUGACCUACCUAUGAUGAGUGGCUAGGGCCGCUCCCAGAUGUGAUGUUGGUGCUGUCCAGCUACAACCCCUAAUAAAACCCUGCCACUGGCUUGCAGACUCGAUCCA
Molecule: messenger RNA, 1996 nt
Organism: Grammomys surdaster
Lineage: Eukaryota; Metazoa; Chordata; Mammalia; Rodentia; Muridae
Gene: Pld4
Product: phospholipase D family member 4
Exons: 11
Coding region: 100-1614 (504 amino acids)
Biological process (GO): phagocytosis; hematopoietic progenitor cell differentiation
Cellular component (GO): nucleus; endoplasmic reticulum; trans-Golgi network membrane
Molecular function (GO): catalytic activity
Source: RefSeq, a predicted model, not a curated record